UCAGAGUUGAACUGGGAUGGCAGGCAGCUGCGGGGCUGACACGUAACUAAAGUUAAAGGUGGUAUGGAGGCCUCGUCGGGGACUUGAGGUUUUCAUUUCCCAUAAGCUUAUUUAAAUUGCGUCGGAAAAGUUAACAUCUGCAAGGGGAAACAAAGACGCAAGCGGGAGUCGUCAGCCUCGCUUUGUCCUGCAUUUCAGCAGCGCGGAGCUGGAGUUUGACGUGAAGUGAAGCGAAAAUCUGAGCGGCUACUUUGAAGUCACAGGGGAGAGUCGCGAGUGGAUGUGGCUAUGGGAAAAUAAUGUAGGUUAUACAUCGGCAAAUAUUAGCACGUAACACGUAUUUUCUGCUUGGAAAUGCUCGGGGAGUGAGGGCUUCUUUGGUCUUCGCCAGGAGGUAAAAAGUUGAAUCGGAAGUUUCCAGCGCCAGAGACGGGCUUUUCUCGAGCAUUCAGCGGGGAGGGGUGCGGGUCGAACAUGGGAAGCGGGGUGUGCUCCCGGAGGCAGCGGAGGAUCUUCCAGUGUCUCCUGCUGGUCACCGUGGUCUGUGGGAUAAUGUACGGGGGGAUGAUAUCGUAUGAGAUGCACAAACAGCUCAAGAGGACUGAGGCAAUGGCACUGAAGUACCAGCAACACCAAGAGUCACUUUCGGCACAGCUCCAAGUGGUGUACGAGCACCGCUCCAGGUUAGAGAAGUCUCUUCAGAAGGAGAGGUUAGAGCACAAAAAGGCCAAAGAAGGUAAGAAAAAUGACCUACGCUCAAUUACGACUCUUGAGGUAUGUCUCCAUUGAAAGGAGCUUUGGAAA
This is a messenger RNA of Perca fluviatilis (European perch), 804 nucleotides long. RefSeq names its product Golgi integral membrane protein 4-like. The coding region runs from base 475 to 789 and encodes 104 amino acids. Gene Ontology annotation, cellular component: Golgi apparatus; Golgi membrane. Lineage: Eukaryota; Metazoa; Chordata; Actinopteri; Perciformes; Percidae. The transcript has 2 exons. The record is from RefSeq and is a predicted model, not a curated record.